AUGGGAGUUUGCAGCUCCUGUGAAGCUACGUCUGUAGCCACUGCGAAACUGAUAUUCUACGAUGGAAGAUUGCAGGAAUUCCCAUAUCCUGUAAAGGUUUCUUAUGUAUUACAAAGAAACCCUACGUAUUUCAUCUGUGAUUCCGACGAAAUGGAUUUCAACGACGUUGCUUCAGCUGUGAGUGACGACGAGGAAUUACAGCCGGGUCAACUUUACUUCGCUUUACCGUUGAGCCGAUUGAAGCAACGGCUUCAGGCGGAGGAAAUGGCUGCAUUGGCUGUGAAAGCCAGCUCGGCGUUGGCCAAGAGUGGUUGCAGUGAGAAGUGCGGUUGCCGGAGGCAUGUCUUCGUGUUUCCAGGCGAGAAUGGGCUGAAACCGCCUUCAAGGAAAGUGGGGGACGGUGGUGAUACUGUGAGUAGGCGGAGGAGUGGUGGUGGGAGGAGAGGGAAGUUUGCGGCGAGGUUGAGUGCAAUAACCGAGUAG
Fraxinus pennsylvanica is the source of this 483-nucleotide messenger RNA. Lineage: Eukaryota; Viridiplantae; Streptophyta; Magnoliopsida; Lamiales; Oleaceae. The record is from the annotation of a GenBank genome assembly.